Bacidia gigantensis is the source of this 2967-nucleotide messenger RNA. Its product is annotated as putative secondary metabolism biosynthetic enzyme. Gene Ontology annotation, biological process: fatty acid biosynthetic process; secondary metabolite biosynthetic process. The record is from RefSeq and is a predicted model, not a curated record. Bases 1 to 2967 code for a protein of 988 amino acids. NCBI's taxonomy places the organism in Eukaryota, Fungi, Ascomycota, Lecanoromycetes, Lecanorales, Ramalinaceae. Gene Ontology annotation, molecular function: fatty acid synthase activity; phosphopantetheine binding; oxidoreductase activity. The transcript is spliced from 2 exons.
AUGGUGUAUAUCAUGGGCCUCUUCGUUGGCUGGUGGUUAGGAGAGGCAGACGGCCGCGCGGAAGCCCCUUAUCUGUCUCCGGAGGAAUGGGACAAGAAGCUGCGCGCAGCAGGCUUCAAUGGGUGCGACUCGGUGACUUUUGACAACGAGAGACCAUACAAUGUCAACGCAAACAUUGUUUCGAGACCUGCAGUCGACCUCGAGUACCCAAAACACAUCACCCUGCUCUCGGGACCUUCCCAAAUCCACCCACUAGCCAUACAGGUAGAGAGAGACAUGCAGGAAAAAGGAUAUAGCGUUCAGCAUUGUCAAUGGGCUAACGGAGAAACUCCCAAUCCUGAGCACGACCUUAUCUCGUUUGUCGAUCUCGAUCAGCCACUUUUGAGCAACCCAAAAGAAGCGGAUUGGAAUGGAUUUAUCAAAACAAUCGAGGCACUCCAGCAAGCAGCAGUGUUAUGGCUCACCAACCCGGCGCAAGUCAAUUCCAAAGACCCUCACGCAGCACUCUGCUUAGGGAUGGCGCGAACCAUCCGAUCAGAACUUGCCAUGCCCCUGGCUACCAUGGAAUUGGAGGACUGGAAUCUGCCAGGCGCGGCUGAGGCCGUUGUGGAUGUGAUCAGAAAGGUCGAGCAGGGCAAAGAAGACAUGACCAGCACCCUAGAUCCGGACCUUGAAUAUGCAUGGGUAAAUGAUACGGUACAUGUCGGGCGUUUCCACUGGUAUACGGUGCCUAAGGCCUUGAAGGAUAGCGCGCCUUCGUCACCAGAUACCAAGGCGCUCAUGAUCCAGAAACGUGGGCUCCUGCAAACUCUACAUUGGUCAGGUCGGCCGCUUCCAGCUCUCGCACCUGACGACGUGCAAAUUAACGUAAAGGCUGUCGGGCUUAAUUUUACUGACGUGCUUAUCGCCAUGGGUAUAGUACACGGUGUCGACGCACUCGGAAAUGGCUUUGAUACCUUCGGACUGGAAGGUGCCGGAUACGUCAGCAAAAUUGGAGCUGACAUCAACCACGUCAAGGUUGGCGAUCGUGUUAUGAUCCUCGGGACCAGCUCUACGGGUCUUGCCACUCAGGUGCAGCGUCCUGGUCGAUUCACGCUGCGUAUCCCAGAUGACCUAAGUUUCGAGGACGCUGCCACGAUGCCCUCGGUUUAUGUCACGGUGCUACUAGGCCUUGUAGACAAAGCGCAGUUGGAGAAAGGCCAGUCACUUCUGGUUCACGCAGCGGCGGGCGGUAUUGGGAUCGCAGCCAUCCAGGUUGCGCGAUGGAUUGGGGCCGACAUCUACUGCACCGUGGGAUCUGAAGAGAAGGCCAAAUUCCUCGUCGACGAAUUCGGCAUUCCGCGCGACCGCAUUUUCCACUCGCGAGACACCAGCUUUUAUGACGAUCUCAUGGCUGCCACCAAUGGCGUUGGCGUCGACUGCGUGCUAAAUUCGGUCUCGGGAGAAUUGCUGCACGCCACCUGGGAGUGCGUCGCUUCAAACGGAUGUAUGGUGGAAAUCGGUAAACGUGAUAUGAUCGGCCGCGCCCAGCUUGCCCUUGACAAGUUCGAGGAUAACAGAACUUUCUUCGGAAUCGAUGUCUCGCGACACGUUGCGCUAAAGAGAGCCACAGGUGGCCGACUCAUGGAACUGAUGCUCGAUCUAUACGUUCAGGGGCACCUCAAGCCUAUCCACCCGACAACCGUCUUCGAUGCUACUGAGGUUGAAGGUGCUUUCAGAUACAUGCAACAAGGCACGCACGUUGGAAAGAUUGUCGUAAAAUUUUCGGAGCAUGAGGAAACCCUCCCUUGGACUCCGGCCAUUCCCAAGCCAAGCUUCCGUGGCGAUAGAUCUUAUUUGCUUGUCGGCGGCAUGGGAGGCCUUGGGCGAGCCAUUGCCAUAAACAUCAUCUUUUUGUCACGCUCUGCUGGCAAGGGAGAGGAUGACGCUGCUUUCAUGCAAGAAUUGGAAUUGAUGGGGUGCAAGGUGCAAGCAUUUUCCGGGGACGUGAGCGAUGAAACUCUGGUCAAACGAAUAGUAGCAACAGCACCUAUGCCGAUCGCUGGCGUCAUGCAGAUGGCCAUGAUUCUCCGCGAUAUCGGUGUGCUCGACAUGGACCUCGAAACCUAUCAGGCCGUCACUAGGCCGAGAGUACAAGGCACAUGGAAUCUGCAUAACGCCAUGGCCGACCAACCAGUGGACUUCUUCGUGCUUUUCUCUUCGGUCUGCGGUAUGGUCGGCUAUUAUGGACAAGCCAACUACGCCGCAUCAAACACAUUCCUCGACGCCUUCGUGCAAUACCGUCACAGUCACGGCCUCGCAGCCUCCGUCAUUGACAUAGGAGCCGUGGAUGAUGUAGGCUACAUUAGCCGUACUCCAGCAGCCAAGGAGACGAUGCUGGCUAUGUCGGGCCGCCUGAUCUCAGAAAAUGACUUUCUUGAAGCACUACAGCUCACGAUUGUGCGAUCGACUGCACCACCAAUCGCGGAGAAGAAACUCACAGGGACGAGAGGCAUCCAUUUCCAAAAUCCCAGCCAGAUCACCCAAGCGCUGGAGUGUCGGCUACCCAUCAUGGAUUCCCAGAACAACAUCAUCUGGAAACGCGACCCUAGAAUGGCAAUAUACCGUAAUAUCGAGACAGUAGCGACCGACGGCGCGUCGUCGACGGGCGACAUGAAACCGUUCUUGGCCGCAAUGGCGGAGAAUCCAAACCAGCUGGACCAGCCUGAUGCGGCCGACUUUCUGGCCGGUCAGAUUCGAGAUCGCGUGGCGACGUACUUGAUGCGUAGAGAGGACGAGGAGCCGUUGGAUACAGGGCUGACGCUGUCAGCUGCGGGAGUAGACUCAUUGGUUGCGAUUGAGUUGAGGAAUUGGUGGAAGCAGAAUUUGGGGGCUGAUGUGUCAGUGUUGGAGUUGAUGGAUGGGGGGAGCAUUCAGCGGUUGGGGGAGUUGGGUGCUAAGAGGCUUAAGGAGAGGUUGGAUAAAUGA